Messenger RNA from Phycomyces blakesleeanus NRRL 1555(-), 612 nucleotides. RefSeq lists its product as hypothetical. The transcript has 6 exons. The record is from RefSeq and is a predicted model, not a curated record. Lineage: Eukaryota; Fungi; Mucoromycota; Mucoromycetes; Mucorales; Phycomycetaceae. Bases 1 to 612 code for a protein of 203 amino acids.
AUGUGUAUGCUGAGAAGAGAUGUUUUUGUGUGUAAUAAGUGCCAGAACAUUUUUACAUUCUGUUUUAGCCCCCGUCAAAAAAAAUUAAUACCAUUAAUUUGUGUAGUGAGAGUCUUUUCUACGGCUAAAUUGUGCUUUAUUCUUGUUGCGACAAGAGGGAGUUGGCUGUGGUUAACAAAGGAGAGUUCCAGAGACAACGAUCAGCCAUACACCUUUAGUAAAUCGAUCCUUCACAUUUGGCAGAACAAAUCGACAUUUCGUCCUAAAUUAUUGCUAUCGGGUUUUUUGACAGUCAUUUUUUUAAAGAACGUCAAUCGUCACUUGAACUACUUUAACGGAGUAGAGUUUCACGAGUUCCUUUUUAGUGAAGAGGAUGAAAAAAUGAGUUUGUCAGAACAUUGCGCAUUAAAGAUCAAUUUCAUAGUUUUCUCAUUCAACCUGACGCCCGAUGUUGAUUCGCGCAUCCUUUUAACAGCCACUCAUGAUAGAAAACAAGAGUUUUUAGGUCUUUCAAAGCACAAUAUUUCACCGCCUACAAAUAACACAAAAUUGGCUACUAUAAUACAAUACAAUGCAAAAAAGGAAAACAAGGAAAGGGAAAAAAUGACUUGA